Messenger RNA from Folsomia candida, 867 nucleotides. Its product is annotated as endocuticle structural glycoprotein SgAbd-4. The transcript is spliced from 3 exons. Gene Ontology annotation, molecular function: structural constituent of chitin-based larval cuticle. The record is from RefSeq and is a predicted model, not a curated record. Lineage: Eukaryota; Metazoa; Arthropoda; Collembola; Entomobryomorpha; Isotomidae. Gene Ontology annotation, cellular component: chitin-based extracellular matrix. Bases 111 to 722 code for a protein of 203 amino acids.
AAUUGGUAUAAAAGAGGGAGCAAAUCUUGUCCAGAGCAUCACAAGUCAAUCUUCUCUCACUACAACAACAACAACCUCAACCCACCAACUAAACCAACUCCUACCUCAUCAUGAAAUUGUUUGUCGUCUUGGCCGUCUGCGUCGCCAGUGCUUGCGCUGCCAGCUAUGGUGGAUACUCCACCCCGGAAAUCAAGGUCACGAGCUACGAAGCCCCAGCCGUGAAGACUGCUUCCUACUCGAGCUAUGCUGCCCCCGAGGUCAAGACCGCCUCCUACGGAUACGCCGCCGUCCCAGAAUUGAAGAAGGCUCCCAUCCCCAUCGUCCGAUUCAACUUGAACGACGACAACUACGGAACCUUCAACUUCGACCACCUUUCCGGAGAUGGUACCUCCGUCACCGAGGAAGGUCACCUCAAGAGCCUCCCCGGAGAUCUGGAAGGACCAGUUUCCGUCAUGAGCGGAGCCUACAGCUUCCUCGGAGACGAUGGUGUCACCUACAAGGUCACCUGGACCGCUGAUGAGAAUGGAUUCCGUGCCGUCGGUGACCACCUCCCCACCCCACCACCAGUCCCAGUCGAGCUUAUCCGAGCCCACGCCGAGGCUGCGGCUUACCCAUCCUACGAGGCCCCUUUGAUCCGAAGCAGCUAUGCCAGCUAUGAAGCCCCAAUGGUCAAGUCCUCCUACUCCGCCCCGGCCAUCCGAGUCGUCUCAUCUGGAUAUUAAACGCAAUAAUCGCCGUACACCUACUGAUAUUGAUGUCUGCUGGUCAGAUCAUCUUUUUUUCGUAAACGAUCGUGAUACUAUAAAUGUACCUUUUCUGAUUGGAUUUUAAUAGUUACACAGUGACAAAUUCUUACUAAUAAAAAAA